CAACGUCAAGUGUGAAUAUGCUACACAUUAUUUUUCUUAUGUUUUAUGGUUUUGUUAGAUGUUUUGUGAAGCAACCUGCAGCAAUAUAUAUUAUCCUCAGCUUGUGGCUAUUAAGGCUGGAUAAGAUGUCUGGAAAUGGGGAUUUGGAGUUACGCAUUCACGAGCAUCAUAUAGUAAUUGACAAUGGAAUACUUAAGCUCACUCUGUCGAAACCGGGGGGACUUAUCAGAGCCAUACGAUACAAUGGAAUCGAUAAUUUGCUCGAACUUCGUAAUGAAGAGCUCAAUGGCGGGUUUUAUGACCUCAAUUGGAGUGAAGAAGGGGCUAACAAAACAAGGGGACAGUUUGAUGUGAUUCAAGGAAAACACUUCAGCGUUGUCGUAGAAAACGAAAACCAAGUAGAGCUUUCCUUCACAAGACCAUGGGAUCCUUCAGUUCAAGGAAAACAGUCACCACUAAGUAUAGAUAGGAGGUUUGUGAUGCUCCGUGAUCACCCAGGAUUCUACUCUUAUGCCAUAUUUGAACACGCAGAGGACUUUCCUGGUUUCAACCUCAAUACUGCCAGGAUUGCAUUCAUGCUCAGAAAAGACAAGUUUCAUUACAUGGCUGUGGCAGAUAAUAGGCAGAGAUAUAUGCCCCGACCAGAAGAUCGACUACCCGGAAGAGGUCAGAACCUGUCAUACCCAGAAGCAGUUCUCCUUGUUGAUCCUGUGGAGCCUGAAUUUAAAGGAGAAGUCGAUGAUAAGUACCAAUACACAUUGGAAAACAAAGAUAAUAAGGUGCAUGGUUGGAUAUGUUUUGACCCACCUGUUGGCUUCUGGCAAAUUACACCUAGCAAUGAAUUCCGAAAUGGAGGACCCUUCAAACAAGACCUGACCUCCCAUGUGAAUCCUACCACUCUUGCAAUAUUUGGCACAUCACACUAUGCGGGAGUGGAUCUGUUACUAAAAUUUAAAGAUGGAGAAGUAUGGAAGAAAGUUUUUGGGCCAGUAUUUAUAUAUCUCAAUUCUGUUCCAGAAGGAGAGGACCCCAUUUCCCUUUGGAAUGAUGCCAAGGAACAGAUGAAAAAAGAAGUGGAAGCAUGGCCCUACGAUUUCCCAGCUUCAGAGGAUUUUCCUAAAUCUCACCAGAGGGGUGAAGUAAGGGGUAAACUGCUUGUAUAUGAUAGGUACAUUAACGAGGACAAAGUACCAGCCAGAGCAGCCUAUGUUGGUGUGGCACCACAAGGGGAUACGGGAUCAUGGCAGAGGGAAUCCAAGAGGUAUCAGUUUUGGACCACUACUGAUGAGAAGGGUUACUUUUCCAUACCUAAUAUAAGAGCCGGUGACUAUAAUCUUUACGCAUGGGUGCCUAAAUUUAUUGGAGAUUACAAGUAUGAAGUAGCAUUAAACAUUACCCCAGGGUCUUUCAUUGAUGUUGGUGAGCUUACAUUUGAGCCACUGAGGGAUGGUCCUACUUUGUGGGAAAUUGGAAUCCCUAAUCGUACUGCAGCCGAAUUCUAUGUUCCUGAUCCUAACCCAAUGUACAUCAAUAAACUAUAUGUAAAUCAUCCAGACAGGUUUAGACAAUAUGGACUAUGGGAGAGAUAUGCUGAUCUGUAUCCAGAUAAAGAUUUAGUGUACACGGUCGGAGUAAGUGACUACACAAAAGAUUGGUUCUAUGCUCAGGUCACAAGGAAAAUCGGAGACAAUGAAUACACGGGCACAACAUGGCAAAUCAAAUUCAGCAUUGACUGGUUGAUUGAAGGAGGUAUCUACAAACUCCGGCUGGCACUUGCAUCAGUCCACAAUUCUAAUUUGCAGGUUCGUGUCAAUGAUGCUUCUGCAAAUCCUCCCUUGUUUUCGACUGGAGAAAUCGGGGGAGAUAAUGCAAUUGCUAGGCAUGGGAUUCGUGGAAUCUAUUGGUUGUUUAGUGUGGACAUACCAGCUGUUCAACUCAUACCUGGGGAAAACACCAUAUACUUGACACAGACGAAGAGUGAGAGCCCGUUCCAAGGCAUUAUGUACGACUACAUUCGUCUCGAAGGUCCGUAUCACAUAGAUUCUUAGUUGGCUCGAAGCAGAAUUCGAGCCGUCCUUUCAAUAACACUCGAGUGGUUCGAUGCAUUCACCACUGUCCCCUCUCCCCUACUCAGCUCAAAAUUAUGGUGAGCAAUUCCAAUUUGUUUGGAUUCAUGUAGAGAAUAAUCCUGCCUGGUAUAAUAUGCUCUAGUCUUGUUUUCCAUUUGAGAUCACUUUAUUGGAAUAUGAAAUUUGUUUUGAUC
Messenger RNA from Salvia splendens (bonfire salvia), 2263 nucleotides. RefSeq names its product probable rhamnogalacturonate lyase B. The record is from RefSeq and is a predicted model, not a curated record. Lineage: Eukaryota; Viridiplantae; Streptophyta; Magnoliopsida; Lamiales; Lamiaceae. The coding region runs from base 18 to 2048 and encodes 676 amino acids. Gene Ontology annotation, molecular function: carbohydrate binding. The transcript has 16 exons.